AUGAAAGAAGGAUCGAGGGCAUUGCAGGGGAAUCUGGAGCUUCAACUGCAAUGUGAAGUGGGAGGUUUUGACUUUUUCUCAUUGGCUUUGGACGAAAGCUGUGAUGUCCGUGACACAGCUCAGUUACUUGUAUUUUUCCGUGGGAUAACGGACUUCAAGAUUACGGAGGAGCUGGAAGCAAUGCGGUCAAAGAAAGGGACUACAACAGGGAGCGAUCUGUUGACGUUGGUAAAUGCAUGCAUAGACACGCUGGGACUGAAAUGGGACAGACUGGUCGGUGUCACAAUGGACGGUUGUCUAAAUCUGACCAGGAAAAACAUCUGA
Xyrichtys novacula (pearly razorfish) is the source of this 324-nucleotide messenger RNA. NCBI's taxonomy places the organism in Eukaryota, Metazoa, Chordata, Actinopteri, Labriformes, Labridae. The record is from the annotation of a GenBank genome assembly.